This is a messenger RNA of Trichomycterus rosablanca, 1282 nucleotides long. RefSeq names its product RNA-binding protein 26-like. Gene Ontology annotation, cellular component: nucleus. NCBI's taxonomy places the organism in Eukaryota, Metazoa, Chordata, Actinopteri, Siluriformes, Trichomycteridae. The record is from RefSeq and is a predicted model, not a curated record. The transcript has 12 exons. The coding region runs from base 1 to 1185 and encodes 394 amino acids. Gene Ontology annotation, molecular function: RNA binding.
AUGGUCACACACACACCACCCACACUGAACAUACAGCAGCCUGAAGCCACCAGUCUGAAACAGUCAGUGAAGGAUCGCCUCGGACCGUUACCCUCCCGCAGCACGGAGCCCCUGCAGGACGCCACGUCACCGUCACAGUCGUCUCAGAGUGCAGCUCGCUCGGUGAAGCAGCGCCUGGGCUUCUCUAAACCCGCAGCUCCGGGAGGAAAGGUCUUCUCCACGUCCACCGGACUCACCAAGACCUUCUACAACCCGGCGGCCGUUACGCCCGGGCAGAAGGUGGCGGCGGUCGGCAAGGCGCCCGGCACCGAUGAGGCGCUGAAGAAGAAGCAGGAGGCGCUGAAGCUUCAGCAGGACGUGAGGAAGAAGAAGCAGGAGAUUCUGGAGAAGCACAUCGAGACUCAGAAGCUGCUCAUCUCCAAGCUGGAGAAGAACAGGUUGAUGAGAGCCGAGGAUAAAGCUCAGCUGAUGCAGACGCUCACCACCCUCACCAACAGCAUCAGCAACCUGCAGCAGGAGAUCAAGUGUCUCUCACACACACAGCUGCCAAUCCACCCUCCGCACGCCUGUAUCAAGAGUAAAGCUCAGGCUCAGAAGGAACUGCUGGACACCGAGCUGGACCUGUAUAAGAAGACUCAGGCUGGAGAGGACACGGCUCAGCUGAAGCUCAGAUACACACGGCUACAGCUGGAGGCGGCUAAGCGGGGCAUUCUGACCUCUGGUCGUGGGAGGGGGACCCACGCCCGGGGUCGAGGCUCGGCGCGCGGCAGAGGCAUCAGGGGCCGGCCGAGAGGGGCCCCGACCCACGCCGUGGUGGAUCAUCGACCCCGCGCGCUGGUGAUCGGCGGCUUCGCCGAGGCCGACCGGGUCGACCUGCUGCCACACUUUGCGCAAUUCGGCGAGAUCGAGGACUGUCAGAUGAACGACUCCAGUCUCAGCGCCAUCAUCACCUUCAGAACCCGAACAGAGGCAGAACAGGCGGCCGUUCACGGGGUGCGGCUGAACCAUCAGGUCCUGCGUCUCUCCUGGUUCAAACCGGCCGCCGCCCUGAGCAGCGGAGAUCCAGACGAAGCGGAACCGGAGGAGGACGAGUACCAGGAGGACACUCUGGUGGACGACGCCCUGCUUCAGGACGACGACGAAGAGGAGGAGGACGACGCCGAGUCGCGGCCCUGGCGCAGAUGAAGACGUCUGACCGCCGGCCCCGCCUCCAGCGUCCCGCAUCACUUCCUGCUCUCUUUUUGAAAUGAUUGUUUUUAAUUAAAGUUUGUUAGAAACACAA